CCACAGUCCAAGAUUGAAAGAUUUACCAUUGUGAACACAACAUCAUACUCGGUUGGCUUGUGUCCCAGUUAAUUGUUUUACAUGGAGUCCUCUCCUCUCUCUCUCGGGAACAUGGUAGUUUUAUGAGGCAGCCAGGUGCGUCUCACACACACAGAAAACAUGAGUCGCUUUCUGAACGUCCUGCGGAGCUGGUUGUUGAUGGUGUCAGUCAUCGCGAUAGGAAACACCGUGCAGAGUUUCAGAGAUCACAGUUUUUUGUCAGAGAAGCUCUACACAGGAACUCCAGAGUUUGUGAACGGUCUCCAAGCUCGUACAUUUGGUAUUUGGACGUUGCUGUCGUCAAUCAUUCGCUGCUCCUGUGCCAUUGAUAUCCAGAACAAGACGCUCUAUCACAUCACCUUAUGGACGUUUGUGCUGGCGUUGGGCCACUUUCUGUCUGAAGCUUUCAUCUACAAAACUGCUCCUCUGACUAUCGGGGUCAUGGCACCUCUCAUUGUGGCAAGUUUCUCCAUCAUAGGAAUGCUGAUUGGAUACCAGUGUAUCCCAGAUUCACAAGAGGAAGUCGUGACACGACAGAAGAAGCGUAACUGAAUCCCCGGCUGUUUAAUUUUCCUCCCACCUCCACAGGGACCGCCUGACACUAGUGAACUGGUCCUACUAGUGUGCUGCUUCUUGUCUGGAAAAACAUGAGAUUUUGUUGUACGUUCAUUUCCUACUGUAACACUUCACACAGCUCUAUCCGGGCUACAUUUACUGUUUUGUAAACUGACACUUUACAGUUCACAGUGCAAUCAGAAAUGUUUUGACAGAAGGUCAUGUCACAGUCAUCGAUAUGUGCCAGUUAAUAAUGAAUAAAUUCUUAAGUGUUCAACACAUGGAGGUUCACUGGUCCCCAUGUAUCUGCUCAUAACUGAAUCCAGAGUAGAUUUCUUUGAUGUUUUAUUUCACCAGACUACCACUUCCUAUAAAUAAAUCCAUGGUCUACCAAAGAACUCGGAUGACUAUACAGUAUAAAUCUAUGCUCCUCAUUACAAAGUCUCAAACAUGAAUAUCAACAAUUAUUCCUGAUGUUGGUUCUGUGCUGUGAAAUGUUUGUACAUCCAAUUAUUGGCAUAAACUUUUUUUAAAUGAAA
Cottoperca gobio is the source of this 1133-nucleotide messenger RNA. RefSeq names its product ergosterol biosynthesis 28 homolog (gene erg28). Gene Ontology annotation, cellular component: endoplasmic reticulum; membrane. The record is from RefSeq and is a predicted model, not a curated record. The coding region runs from base 160 to 591 and encodes 143 amino acids. The transcript has 5 exons. Lineage: Eukaryota; Metazoa; Chordata; Actinopteri; Perciformes; Bovichtidae. Gene Ontology annotation, molecular function: protein-macromolecule adaptor activity.